AUGACAUUGUCAACAGCCAUGUCCUUCCGACCGCCGACCUUGCGAUCGACCAAGACUGAUCUCUAUCCGAUCAAAGACCAGACCACGGAGCACACCGACCAGGCAUCAAGCAUAUAUCGAUUCCCCUCGACAGCGUCAUCAUCAGCAUCCUCCGGAUACUCGCACGCAUCUAGCGGCAACACGUCCAUCUCGAGCGGCCACGGUUCGCAUUCACACAAGCGUGGAAGAAGCGAUGUUCUUGCGCGAGCGAGGACAUUCGAGGUUGGAGAGAUGAGCGCCAUGUUGGACGAAAAGAAACAAGAGCCCCAAAAAUUGUACAGCUCCGCAAGACAGUCAUUACGACCUUUACCACAGGCUCCCGCAGCCUUGCCGAAAGCGUCCGCUGUGCCACCAUCGACACCCCCUCGAAAGCAGACUGUGCGACACGACCGCGGGAAGACAAUUGACAUGGGCAAGCUGUCGCUCUACGAUGAACCGUCUUCCCCAGGAUCCGCCGAACGACCCCGUAUGAUGCGGCCUAAUUCCAUGCUCAUGUCGCGAUCAGACACUAUCAAGGGCGCAGCGCCUAGCCCGGGCCACCAUCACUCACACAGCGCAACCCAGUUUGGUCGGCCAGAGCUCGCACAACUCAGCCGGUCCACCACUGGACAGCUGCGGACGUUGUCCCAACUCGCAGAGUCUGACACGGCGGAUGGAUUCAACAUUUCCAGCUCGACACAGCAAGUCGUUGGCCUCAACGGGAGGCGGCGCUUGCAGCGCACAGACAAAUCGAGUGGCACUCGGGGCACCAAAUCGAGUGGCUAUGGCUUCGAGGGCCGCAACUGGAUGGAUAAGCAACGUCAGUUCCUCCAGGCCUACGAGUAUCUCUGCCACAUCGGAGAGGCCAAGGAGUGGAUUGAGGAUGUCAUCGGAAAGUCGAUCCCUCCCAUUGUGGAGCUGGAGGAAGCUCUACGUGACGGCGUCACCCUUGCCGAGGUGAUCGAAGCCCUCAACCCUGACAGGCGGUUUAAAAUUUUCCACCACCCUCGACUACAAUAUCGACACUCGGACAAUAUCGCCAUCUUCUUCAGGUACUUGGACGAGGUCGAAUUGCCGGAUCUCUUUCGCUUCGAGUUGAUUGACCUUUACGAGAAGAAGAACAUUCCAAAAGUCAUAUACUGCAUUCAUGCCCUGAGCUGGCUCUUGUUCAGGCUCAAUAUCGUUGAUUUUCGCAUCGGUAAUCUAGUCGGCCAGCUAAAUUUCGAACACCAUGAACUCGAGGAGAUGCAGAAGGGCCUGGAUAAGCUUGGGGUCAACAUGCCUGCCUUUGGGAACAUGGGCGCCGACUUUGGCGUACCAGAGCCGGAGCCGGAGCCGGAACCCGAACCCGAGGAGACAGAGGAAGAGAGGAUCGACAGGGAGCUCGCCGAACAUGAAGACGCUAUUGUCGAUUUUCAAGCCCAAAUCCGCGGGGCAAUGGAGCGAUUGAAGCUGGGCGAAACUAUGCAACAACUCUGGGAUCAAGAAGAGGCUUUGAUCGACCUCCAGGCCCGUAUUCGAGGUGACUUCACACGGCAAGUCAUGGGAUAUAGGCUUGAGAUGCGACGAUUUGCGACGAAGCUGCAGAGUGCUGCCCGUGGCUAUCUCGCACGGAGUCGACUCGAGCAGAGCGAGCAAUUUUGUGCAGCCAUGGAGCCCCAGAUCCUGGAGCUCCAGAACAUCAUCAGGGCCAGCAAGGUACGACGUCAUGUGCAGGACUUGAAGUCUUCAUUGGAAGCAUGCAAAGGACCUACAAGGGAGAUACAGGCGAUCUCCAGAGGUUUCUUGCUCCGAAAAACGCAAAACGCCCAGCAGCGCGCGACGAAAAAGACAUCUGGAGAUGUGCAGAAGCUACAGGCUGCUGUGCGUGGUAUGCUGGUCAGGGACCGAGUCGAGAAGGAGCUGUGGUCACUGGACCAACAGACAACCUCGAUCAUCGCUCUGCAAGCAGCAGCGAGGGCUAAUCGGACGCGGCAACAUAUCGACGAGCAAAAACAACAGCUUGAAGCAGCCGCUCCACAAUUCAUAGCCCUGCAGGGGCUCGUUCGAGGACGAGCAGCACGUGCCAAGAUCCAAGAUCUAAGAUCGGAGUUACAGCAACACUUGACAGACAUUGGGCGACUCCAGGCAACGAUACGAGCAGCAGCAGUGCGCAGAGACAUUGCCGUGCAGGAUGCGGCCUUGCGUCAGGAAGAGAAGGCCAUCGAGGCACUGCAAGCCUCCAUCAGGGGCAUGCUGGAGAGGCAAAGGAUAGCCGACGACAACGCUCAGCUAGAACUUGCGACAGAAGAAAUCACGACACUGCAAGGGCACAUGCGAGGAAGCCUGUAUCGGGACCAGCAUGCUUCCUUGAUGGAGGAACUUCACUCUCAUGAUGAAGGAUUUGCCCUGUUCCAGGCGAUGCUCCGUGGUAUAAUGGAACGCGGCAGAGUCGGAGACUUGCUGGCAGAAUUGGAAGAGGAGGAGAUGUCAAUCAUUGCACUGCAGUCGGCUAUCAAGGGGUCCCUCGUUCGGCGCCAGUUUGAGGAGAAGAAGCGGUACUUCAACGAGAACAUGCAAAAGGUCAUCAAGAUCCAGAGCUUUGUGCGUGCCAAGGUUCAAGGCGAGGCGUAUAAGAGUCUUACUACUGGCAAGAACCCGCCCGUCAACGCCGUCAAGAACUUUGUUCACUUGCUCAAUGACAGCGACUUUGACUUCAACGAGGAGGUUGAGUUUGAACGCAUGCGCAAGACUGUUGUGCAACAAGUGCGCCAGAACGAGAUGCUCGAGCAGUAUAUUGACCAGCUUGAUAUCAAGAUCGCACUGCUCGUAAAGAACAAGAUCACCCUGGACGAGGUUGUCAAGCAUCAGCAUAACUAUGGCGGCCAUUCGAUGGGUCUGCUCGCCAACUCUUCCAUGACAUCGGGCAACCAAUUCGACCUCAAGGCUCUCAACAAGAGUUCGAGAAAAAAGCUUGAGUCGUACCAGCAAUUGUUCUUCAACCUACAAACCCAACCGCAGUAUCUCGCGCGCCUGUUUCACAGCAUUCGAGAAAAGGGCACGGCCGAGAAGGAUUGCAAGCGCAUUGAGCUGCUCAUCAUGAGCCUCUUCGGCUACGCCCAGAAACGCCGCGAGGAAUACUACCUUCUCAAGCUACUGGCACGAUCCAUUCGCGAGGAAGUCGAAGGUUGUCGCUCCAUCCAGGAUUACCUGCGCGGCAAUUUCUUCUGGGCCAAGCUUCUGGCCAACUAUACUCGCUCGCCAAGGGAUCGCAAAUUCCUUCGGGACCUACUCGGACCUGUCAUCCGUGACCACAUCAUCGAGGAUCCCGCCUUGGACCUGGAGAGCGACCCAAUGCAGAUUUACCGUUCCGCCAUCAACAACGAGGAGCUUCGCACAGGGAGACCGGACCCCCGCCCACUCGAUGUCCCUCGCGAAGUUGCCAUUCGGGACCCAGAAACCCGUCGUCUCUUCAUCGAUCACUUGCGAGAUCUUCGCGAGGUGAGCGAUCAGUACUUCCUUGCUCUCGAGGAUCUCUUGCACAAGAUGCCGUAUGGUCUCCGGUUCCUGGGCAGCCAAAUGUUCGCCGCACUCUGCCAGAAGUUCAAGAAGGAAUCUCAAGAUGCGCUGCUGCAUGCCGUGUCAAACUGGAUAUGGAGAUUCUACCUGCAGCCUGCCCUGGUCUCGCCCGAGGAAGUUGGCGUGGUAGAGAAGGGCCUGAGCCCGCUGCAGAAACGCAACUUGAGCGAGGUCAGCAAAGUCAUCGGACAGAUCGCUUCCGGUCGCGUCUUUGGCGGCGACAACAUCUACCUUCAACCACUCAACAACUUUGUUUCUGAAUCUAUUGAGCGCCUAACCAACAUAACCCAUGAUCUGAUCUCAGUGCCGGACGCAGAGAGCACCUUUGACAUUGACGAGUUCAACGAUCUAUACGCCAAGAACAAACCGACCCUCUACAUCAAGAUGACCGAUGUGUUUGCUAUUCACAACCUGAUGGCGGCGGAGAUCAACCAGCUCUGCCCUAGCCGAGAUGACAUUCUGCGCGAGAUUUUGCACGACCUCGGUAGCGCAAAGAGCAAUGAGAGCGAGAUGGCUGCCGCUGGGUCAUCGGAAAUACACAUGUUCCUCACACCGAAGCUUCACGACGUUAACGACCCCGAGGCAGAGGUGAAAUCGCUCUUUAUGGAGACCAAGCGAUGUGUCCUGUAUAUCAUUCGGGUGCAAACGGGCGCUAAUCUCCUGGAGAUCCUGGUCAAGCCAAUUUCUGACGAGGAUGAGGAAAAGUGGCAGACAUUACUCCACACCGACUUUGUCGGCAUCGCAAAGACAAAGGGCGCGUACUCUGACGCGAAUAUGGUGGAUGUUACGCGCAUGUCCUACUAUGAGCUCAAACGUACGGCGUUGGAGAACGUCAUGCGAUUGGAGCAUAUGGGCAUGAUCUCCAAAAAGAACUUCUACCAGGAUGUGCUCAACGCAAUCGCGGUGGACAUCCGUUCCAAGAGCCGGCGAAGGGUGCAGAGGCAGCGCGAGCUGGAAGGCGUCCGCAUGACACUUGGCAACUUGCACGAGAAGGCCAAGUAUUUGGAGCAGCAGCGCAAGAGUUAUGACGAUUACAUCGAGUCAGCUAUGGCGACGCUGCAAAACAAGAGAGGUCGACGCCGUUUUUUGCUCCCCUUCACGAAGCAGUACAACCACCAGCGCGAGCUAGAGCGCAGCGGCCGUGUCCCAAAAUUCGGCAGCUACAAGUACAGUGCCCGUGCGCUCUCCGAGAAGGGCGUCCUCGUCUCGUGGGCCGGCGCGGGUGAUUUGGACAAGACGAACAUGACCAUCUCCUGCGACGAGGUGGGCGUCUUCAAUCUCGAGGGGUCCAAGGGGCAUAUCCAGAUGCCCGGCGCAAGUGCCCUUGUGCCCAUCGAGGACCUCCUGCAGGCACAGUUCGAGGCACAUCAGUUUAUGAAUCUCUUCGAGGGCAACCUGAAGCUCAACGUCAACCUGCUGCUCCAUCUUCUGUACAAGAAGUUCUACCGGACGCAGUAA
Messenger RNA from Emericellopsis cladophorae, 5034 nucleotides. RefSeq names its product Ras GTPase-activating-like protein-like protein. The coding region runs from base 1 to 5034 and encodes 1677 amino acids. Lineage: Eukaryota; Fungi; Ascomycota; Sordariomycetes; Hypocreales; Bionectriaceae. Gene Ontology annotation, molecular function: GTPase activator activity; calmodulin binding; actin filament binding. Gene Ontology annotation, biological process: regulation of GTPase activity. The transcript has 2 exons. The record is from RefSeq and is a predicted model, not a curated record. Gene Ontology annotation, cellular component: cytoplasm.